Messenger RNA from Malaclemys terrapin pileata, 6665 nucleotides. It is a transcript of the gene ADGRL2, whose product is annotated as adhesion G protein-coupled receptor L2. Lineage: Eukaryota; Metazoa; Chordata; Testudines; Emydidae. The record is from RefSeq and is a predicted model, not a curated record. Bases 958 to 5337 code for a protein of 1459 amino acids. Gene Ontology annotation, molecular function: carbohydrate binding; G protein-coupled receptor activity. The transcript is spliced from 22 exons. Gene Ontology annotation, biological process: brain development; cell surface receptor signaling pathway; adenylate cyclase-activating G protein-coupled receptor signaling pathway. Gene Ontology annotation, cellular component: neuron projection; membrane.
CUCCAGUUCAGAGCCAGUGGAGAGUCUGUGUCAGGCUUUAGCAGUCCCCAGUCACACACACAGAGGUGCAUGAGCGAAAAGGAGCUUGCAAUACAAUUCAGUGGGAUUGUGUGCGUGUGUUGCGUUACCCCCCCCCCAUUGCUGUGUGUGUUAGUAGCUCCGCGCUUGGUUCCUGGGCUCCAGCCGUUCACGGGGCAGCAGCGGCGAGAGGAAGACGAGAAAUCCGAGGAGGGGCUGGAACUGUAUCAUGCCAGAGGCCAGCAUGUCAUCCAGGGAGAUGUAAAUGAGGUCGAGGCGAACGACAGAGACACGGAGAAGGGAGGGGGCUUUGCGCUGCAAAAUCUGAGUUGGUCGCCCCGCUGCUCCUGGCAUCGCCUUUAUUCCCCUUCUCGUGAGCGCUGCGGAGAAAGGACUCCCAAGGCUGGGCACAUACACUGGGCUUUGCACCGUGGUUCACCCCCUUGAUUUAUUGCUAUUAUUUAUUUAUUUAUUGGUCGGGGAGCCUGGCUAUUUUAGACCUUUCCUGCCGAGCGGGGUGUUGGAAACUGCCGGAAAAUGUUGACUUAGCCCUAGCAAAGCCAGCCUACCGACCGGCCGGCCGCUUGGAGGAGGAGAAGCCGCCUUGCGUGUGUUGUCCCAGCUCAGCAGCGAGCUGCAGAGCCAGCUGCCUCCCUGUCUCCCUACCCAGCCCAGCUUUCUCCUGCCCGGUCCCCGGUGCGCCUGCUGUUGCUGUGGUGCCUCCUGAACUAACUCCUCUGCCCCUGGCGUUCAGAGGGGGCUCACCCGGCGCACUUCUCUGGGGCAGCCGAGUUGAGAGAGAGAGAGAACCUGGCCCGGCUUUGGAUCCACAGAGCGAGAUAUGAAGAUCAAUGACACAGACCACCGGCUUCAAUGAUGCUGGGCAUUUAUAACUGGGUUCAUUAAGGAAUACAAAGAAAAUACUUAAAGGGAUCAAUAAUGGUGUCUUCUGGUUGCAGAAUGCAAUUUUUUUGGUUACUUCUCAUAACUGGCUUCCUACAGAAUACAGAAGGUUUCAGCCGAGCAGCACUACCAUUUGGUUUAGUUAGGAGGGAACUGUCUUGCGAAGGCUACUCCAUUGACCUUCGGUGUCCAGGAAGUGAUGUCAUUAUGAUAGAGAGUGCUAAUUAUGGACGGACAGAUGACAAGAUUUGUGAUGCCGACCCUUUCCAAAUGGAAAACACAGAAUGCUUCCUCCCAGAUGCCUACAAAAUUAUGACACAAAGGUGCAACAACCGAACACAGUGUAUAGUAGUUACUGGGUCAGAUGUGUUUCCUGAUCCUUGUCCUGGAACGUACAAAUAUCUUGAAGUUCAGUAUGAAUGUGUUCCUUACAUUUUUGUUUGCCCGGGGACGUUGAAAGCAAUUGUGGACUCACCGUCUUUAUAUGAAGCUGAACAAAAGGCAGGUGCUUGGUGCAAAGAUCCUCUCCAGGCUGCAGAUAAAAUAUACUUCAUGCCAUGGACUCCAUAUCGCACUGAUACUUUGAUAGAAUAUGCUUCUUUAGAGGACUUCCAAAAUGGACGCCAACAGACAACUUACAAACUUCCAAAUAGAGUGGAUGGCACUGGAUUUGUGGUCUAUGAUGGUGCUGUAUUUUUUAACAAAGAAAGAACCAGGAACAUUGUAAAGUUUGACUUGAGGACUAGAAUUAAAAGUGGAGAGGCCAUUAUCAAUUAUGCUAACUACCAUGACACUUCUCCAUACAGAUGGGGAGGAAAGACUGAUAUUGAUUUAGCAGUUGAUGAAAAUGGUUUAUGGGUAAUUUAUGCAACGGAACAAAACAAUGGAAUGAUAGUUAUUAGCCAAUUGAAUCCAUAUACUCUUCGCUUUGAAGCAACAUGGGAAACCACAUAUGACAAACGGGCAGCAUCCAAUGCUUUUAUGAUAUGUGGAGUCCUCUAUGUAGUCCGAUCAGUGUAUCAAGACAACGAAAGUGAAACUGGCAAGAAUGCAAUUGAUUACAUUUACAACACCAGGUUAAGCAGAGGAGAAUAUGUAGAAAUUCCCUUCCCCAACCAGUACCAGUACAUCGCAGCAGUGGAUUACAACCCAAGAGAUAACCACCUGUAUGUGUGGAACAACAACUUCAUUCUCCGAUACUCUCUAGAGUUUGGCCCACCUGACCCAGCCCAAGUGCCUACUACCGCAGUGACAAUAACUUCUUCAGCAGAGCUAUACAAAACCACUGUGUCAACCAUAAGCACGACUUCACAGAAAGGCCCCAUAAGCACAACAUUAGCUGGAGGCACAAAGGAAGGAAGCAGAGGGCCCAAGCCACCACCAGCAGUUUCCACAACGAAAAUUCCUCCUGUGACAAGUUUUUUCCCUUUGCCAGAGAGAUUCUGUGAACCUGAUGAGGCCAGGGGGAUUAGCUGGCCUCAGACGCAAAGAGGAAUGAUGGUUGAACGCCCUUGUCCCAAAGGAACUCGAGGAACUGCCUCGUAUCUCUGCAUGGUUUCCACUGGAACAUGGAACCCUAAGGGCCCUGAUCUUAGCAACUGUACCUCACACUGGGUAAAUCAGCUGGCUCAGAAGAUCAGAAGUGGAGAAAAUGCUGCUAGUCUUGCCAAUGAACUGGCUAAACACACCAAAGGACCAGUUUUUGCUGGUGAUGUGAGUUCAUCAGUGAGGCUGAUGGAACAGUUGGUGGACAUUCUUGAUGCUCAACUGCAAGAACUGAGGCCUAGUGAAAAAGACUCAGCUGGGCGGAGUUAUAACAAGCUCCAAAAACGAGAGAAGACAUGCAGGGCUUACCUUAAGGCAAUCGUUGACACAGUGAACAACCUGCUCAGGCCUGAAGCUCUAGAAUCCUGGAAAGAUAUGAAUUCUUCAGAACAAGCACACGCUGCAACAAUGUUACUUGAUACACUAGAAGAAGGGGCUUUUGUCUUGGCUGACAAUCUCUUAGAACCAACUAGAGUCUCAAUGCCCACUGAAAACAUUGUUCUGGAAGUUGCAGUGCUCAGUACAGAAGGCCAGGUGCAGGACUUGAAAUUUCCUCAGGGCAGCGAAGGAGGCAAUUUGAUCCAACUUUCUGCAAACACUGUGAAACAGAACAGCAGGAAUGGAUUAGCAAAAUUGGUUUUCAUCAUUUACAAAAGUUUGGGACGGUUCCUCAGUACCGAAAACGCGACCAUAAAGCUGGGUAGUGACUUCGUUGGUCGGAACAGUACCAUUGCAGUGAACUCCCACGUCAUUGCAGCCUCCAUCAACAAGGAGUCCAGCCGUGUGUACCUGACUGAUCCUGUGCUUUUUACCCUGGAACACAUUGAUCCUGACAAUUAUUUCAAUGCAAAUUGCUCCUUCUGGAACUACUCAGAGAGGACUAUGAUGGGAUACUGGUCCACUCAGGGGUGCAAGCUGAUUGACACAAAUAAAACUCAUACAUCUUGUGCUUGCAGCCACCUAACCAACUUUGCAAUCCUUAUGGCCCAUAGGGAAAUUGUGUACAAAGAUGGAGUGCAUGAGCUACUCCUUACUGUCAUCACCUGGGUGGGAAUUGUCAUCUCCCUUGUAUGCCUGGCCAUCUGCAUCUUCACAUUCUGUUUCUUCCGUGGCCUACAAAGUGAUCGUAAUACUAUUCACAAGAAUCUUUGUAUCAACCUAUUCAUUGCAGAGUUCAUUUUCCUAAUAGGCAUCGAUAAAACAGAAUACAAAAUUGCAUGUCCGAUAUUUGCAGGCCUCUUACACUUUUUCUUCCUGGCAGCAUUUGCCUGGAUGUGCCUAGAAGGAGUGCAGCUCUAUCUCAUGUUAGUAGAAGUAUUUGAAAGUGAAUAUUCUAGGAAGAAGUACUACUAUGUUGCUGGCUACCUCUUCCCUGCCACAGUAGUUGGUGUCUCAGCAGCUAUUGACUAUAAGAGCUAUGGAACAGAGAAAGCUUGCUGGCUCCACGUAGAUAACUAUUUUAUCUGGAGUUUCAUUGGGCCUGUUACCUUCAUUAUUCUGCUGAAUCUUAUCUUCCUGGUGAUCACAUUGUGCAAAAUGGUGAAGCACUCAAACACUCUGAAACCAGACUCUAGCAGGUUGGAAAACAUUAAGUCCUGGGUCUUGGGUGCAUUUGCUCUCCUGUGUCUUCUUGGCCUAACAUGGUCAUUUGGCCUGCUGUUUAUCAACGAGGAGACAGUUGUGAUGACAUAUCUCUUCACAGUAUUUAAUGCUUUCCAGGGAAUGUUUAUUUUCAUCUUUCAUUGUGCCCUUCAAAAGAAAGUACGUAAGGAAUAUGGCAAGUGCUUCCGACAUUCCUAUUGCUGUGGUGGACUACCAACUGAGAGCCCCCACAAUUCAGUGAAAGCAUCGACAACAAGAACUAGCGCUCGCUAUUCCUCUGGCACUCAGAGUCGUAUAAGAAGGAUGUGGAACGACACUGUGAGAAAACAAUCUGAAUCUUCCUUUAUCUCAGGUGACAUCAACAGCACUUCAACACUUAAUCAAGGAAUGACUGGCAAUUACCUACUAACAAACCCUCUUCUUCGACCACACGGCACUAACAACCCCUAUAACACACUGCUCGCUGAAACAGUUGUAUGUAAUGCCCCUUCAGCUCCCGUGUUUAACUCACCAGGACAUUCACUGAACAAUGCCAGGGAUACAAGUGCCAUGGAUACUCUACCGCUAAAUGGUAAUUUCAACAACAGCUACUCAUUGCGCAAUGGAGAUUAUAAUGACAGUGUGCAAGUUGUAGACUGUGGACUAAGCCUGAAUGAUACUGCUUUUGAAAAAAUGAUCAUUUCAGAAUUAGUGCACAACAACCUGCGGGGCAGCAGCAAGAACCACAACCUGGAGCACACACUCCCAGCCAAAGCUGUGAUUGGCGGGAGCAGUAGCGAAGAUGAUGCAAUUGUGGCGGAUGCUUCAUCUUUGAUGCACAGUGACAACCCAGGACUGGAGCUUCACCAUAAGGAACUUGAGGCACCACUCAUUCCCCAACGGACUCACUCGCUUCUGUACCAGCCACAGAAGAAAGUGAAGACUGAAGGAACUGACAGCUACGUCUCACAGCUGACAGCUGAGGCUGAAGACCACCUACAAUCCCCCAACAGAGACUCUCUUUACACAAGCAUGCCCAAUCUUAGAGACUCUCCUUAUCCAGAGAGCAGCCCUGAUGUUGAAGAAGAUCUCUCUCCCUCCAGGAGGAGUGAGAAUGAAGACAUUUACUACAAAAGUAUGCCAAAUCUUGGAGCUGGCCAUCAGCUUCAGAUGUACUAUCAAAUCAGCAGGGGCAAUAGUGAUGGCUAUAUAAUUCCCAUUAACAAAGAAGGAUGUAUCCCAGAAGGAGAUGUUAGGGAAGGACAAAUGCAACUAGUGACAAGCCUUUAAUAGUGUAGCAAAGAAAUACUAAAGGCCACAUACAAGUAUUAAAAAGACUUUAUUGGCCCAACACAGGCUCCCUCAUAUCUGCUCAAAGAGACUAUUCUGUUCACCCUGUGGUUCUCCGGUGUAAAGGGGAUGACUGGACCUUGCAGUUCUGUGAAUUUUUAUAAAACAAAAACUUUGUAUAUACACAGAGUAUACUAAAAUGAAUUAUUUGUUACAAAGAGAAGAGAUACCAACAAGGUAUUUUAAGAUAUCUUCUGCUGCUGAGUUUAACAAAAUUGUGAAACAAACAAACAGACGAAAACUUUCCAGCCAUUUUACUGCAGCAGUUUGUGAACUAUAUUUGUAAAUAUGGCUGCACCCUCCCCCCCCCUCUUUUUUUGGGUAGGCCUGCAUUGUAUUAUAUACAAGACGUAGGCUCUAAAAUCCUGUGGGACAAAUUUACUGUACCUUAUUAUUCCUGACAAGACUUUCAAAAGCAGGAGAGAGAGAUUCUGCAUCAGUUUGCAGUUCACUGCAAAUCUUUUCCAUUAAGGCAAAGAUUGAAAACAUGUCUAACCACUAGCAAUCAAGCCACAGGCCUUAUUUCAUAUAUUUCCUCAACUGUACAAUGAACUGUUCUCGUGAAAGAUGGCUAAAGAAAUUAUAUUUUGUUCUAUUGCUAGGGUAAAAAAAUACAUUUGUGUCCAACUGAAAUAUAAUUAUUAAAAAUAAUUUUAAAGAGUUUGAAGAAAAUAUUGUGAAGAGCUCUUGGUUGCACAUAUGUUAUAAGCUGUUUUUCUUACACUUUGUUCAUAGUACUGUAGUAUGUUUAAAAUCCAAGUUCUACCUGUUUUCACUUAUUUUUCACUGUAAACAGUGUUCUGCUUUGAGAAAUUAAUUUUUAUUCUUAUGUUUGACUUUUUUUUAUUGCCAAAAAAAAAAAAAAUUCCAAGGGGAAAUUUCUCUUAGAAGCCAGUUAUGCCAUGCCUUGCACAAAUUUGGUAAAAUCUAGCCAAGAUUGUAAAUCAAUUCCCUGUUCAUUCUUUACCCAGGGUGGGAUGGGGAGGGCUAAUGGGGACACUGGACACUUCUCUCAAACUUUCUGGUGAACAAAAGGUGCCUGUCCUUUUAAAAAUAAAAUAAAACAAAUAUUACUCCUCCAUAUUCCUUCUGCCUAUAUUUAGUAAUUUAUUUUAUGAUAAAGAUCUAAUGAAAUGUAAAUUGUUUCAGCAAAAUUCUGCUUUUUUUCAUCCCUUUGUGUAAAACUGUUAACGAGCCCAUCACUAAUAACCAAUGUAAAGUUUAACACCUGUUUGACAGUAAAUAAAUGUGAAUUUUUUUCCAAAAUA